Molecule: messenger RNA, 555 nt
Organism: Mesorhabditis belari
Lineage: Eukaryota; Metazoa; Nematoda; Chromadorea; Rhabditida; Rhabditidae
Source: the annotation of a GenBank genome assembly
AUGAUCGCUGGCCUUAUCGUGAAACAUUCGCGAUACACUGAAAAUCUUUCGUUUUCUGCGACCAGCUCUCUGCGAAAUAUCGACGCGAUUCUGCGCGUUUUGCCAUCGUGUCACUUCAAGGAGUUCCUGACACGCGUGGAGGCUUUUGAUGCAAUGUUGAACUGGAUUCGAUGGAGUGAAUUCCCGGGAAAAUACUCAAAAGCCAUUUUACAUUUUGCUUCCUAUUACACAUAUCGAUACGCCUUCAACCACAUCACCAGACUUUUCCCACUCAACAGCAAAGUGCAGCGCAAUUGCAUAAGCAAGAUGAUACCUACUGUGGUUAGAGAAAUGGAAGAGAAAGCAGCUGAAUGGAAUGAAUUCUCUCGUCGUUAUGAUGUUUAUAAAGAAAACGGUUGCUGCUUUUUGAUUAUUGAUAGACAAAAUGAUGAAAAUCCAUGUGUUGAGCAGUAUUUGGAUUCAAAUCUCUACAGUAUCUUUAUCCUAGCUGGUUAUUCACCAUCGAUUGGCGUGAUGAUGGCAACAUUGGAGAGAGGCACGUUUAAUAAGAAAAUA